CUAGAAGUGCUGUGUUUUCUGUGGCUUGACUGGCUUGACCUCAGCGGUACUCAACCACUAGCCACAGUAGCCUUGUAAGAAGACGGGGUACGUACUUACCUAGUGGAUACUUGCAUCACACUUUGGAGGGCACCUUCCAGACAGCAUUGUACGCGUCGGAGCUCUUGCCUAGCUACUACCUGGGUAGCCUUAGUUUACAGCCCUGCCCUUUCCAGCAAUCAAUUCGCAGCAUCCAGUCUUCUCAACUUCGAUAACCAACUAACAAACAAUCCCACCAAGAACCCACAUCCGCCGGUUUCCUUCCAUCAAUUAACCUAAAUACCCAAAGCUAGAGAAAUCAACCCGCUUGACGAUUUCUCACGGCCGGAUUUCCCAACAUGUCUCGCCGUUACGAUUCCCGAACUACUAUCUUCUCCCCAGAAGGUCGCUUGUAUCAGGUCGAAUAUGCCCUCGAGGCUAUAUCUCAUGCCGGAACUGCGAUCGGAAUCCUGGCUAAGGAUGGUAUCGUCCUCGCCGCCGAACGUAAAGUUACGUCGAAGUUGCUAGAGCAAGAUACGUCGGCAGAGAAGCUUUACAUCUUAAACGACAACAUGAUUUGUGCGGUAGCUGGCAUGACGGCCGAUGCGAACAUCCUCAUCAACUAUGCUCGACAAGCCGCCCAAAGAUACCUCCUAACUUAUAACGAGGAUAUUCCAUGCGAACAGCUGGUGCGAAGACUAUGCGAUCUCAAGCAAGGAUAUACUCAACACGGUGGACUGCGGCCGUUUGGUGUAUCCUUCAUCUACGCGGGAUGGGACCCCCAGCGACAGUUCCAACUUUACCUGAGCAACCCCUCAGGUAACUAUGGCGGCUGGAAGGCCACAAGCGCCGGCGCCAACAAUGCGAGCGCCUCAAGCUUGUUGAAGCAGGACUACAAGGAGGAUUGCACGCUAAAAGAGGCCUGUGGUAUGGCAGUUAAGGUACUGAGCAAGACCAUGGAUUCUACCAAACUGAGUAGCGAGAAGAUCGAAUUUGCGACGGUGGGACAGACCAAGGAUGGUAAGAUCUACCACCGUCUUUGGAGCGCGGACGAGAUCACUGCGCUCUUGAAGGAGCAUGAUCUAGCAAAGGACGAGAGCGCGGAGGAUAAAUAAGCAAGAAAUCUAGAUGCCCGGAUGUCUAGAACCCAGGCCCCGUAGACUUGAGUUUACGUGGAGUCGAUAGUGUAUCAAUACAACUUCCAAUGAGAGCACUAUCCAGACAUGAGACCAACACAUCGUCGUGGUCAACAUGACAAGCUCAUGGCACUAUGAAGUCGCGACUGCUUGGCUUGCUCUCUGAACUGGACUUAAUUAGGUACCUACUAGUUAGGAACGCCAAGUCUGAAUCCCAUAAGAGUUCAUAAAUGACGACAGUCUCUAACGUUA
This is a messenger RNA of Annulohypoxylon truncatum, 1406 nucleotides long. Its product is annotated as proteasome. Gene Ontology annotation, biological process: ubiquitin-dependent protein catabolic process. Gene Ontology annotation, cellular component: nucleus; cytosol; proteasome core complex. Bases 378 to 1133 code for a protein of 251 amino acids. The transcript has 4 exons. The record is from RefSeq and is a predicted model, not a curated record. Lineage: Eukaryota; Fungi; Ascomycota; Sordariomycetes; Xylariales; Hypoxylaceae.